Messenger RNA from Lampris incognitus (smalleye Pacific opah), 1631 nucleotides. It is a transcript of the gene rps27.2, whose product is annotated as ribosomal protein S27, isoform 2. Gene Ontology annotation, biological process: translation; ribosomal small subunit assembly. The transcript has 4 exons. Gene Ontology annotation, molecular function: RNA binding; structural constituent of ribosome. The record is from RefSeq and is a predicted model, not a curated record. Gene Ontology annotation, cellular component: cytosolic small ribosomal subunit; ribosome. Bases 48 to 302 code for a protein of 84 amino acids. NCBI's taxonomy places the organism in Eukaryota, Metazoa, Chordata, Actinopteri, Lampriformes, Lampridae.
GACGUCACUUCCCCUUCGGCCGCCUGCCCUCAUAACGGAGCGCCGCCAUGCCUCUCGCAAAGGACCUGCUGCACCCGUCCCCCGAGGAACAGAGUCGGCGACACAAGAAAAAACGUCUCGUUCAAAGCCCCAAUUCUUAUUUUAUGGAUGUGAAAUGUCCCGGGUGUUAUAAGAUCACCACCGUAUUCAGCCAUGCUCAGACAGUAGUACUGUGUGUCGGCUGCUCCACGGUCCUCUGCCAGCCAACAGGAGGGAAAGCACGCCUCACAGAAGGAUGCUCCUUCAGGAGGAAACAGCACUAGUUUGGAGGGUUGGACAUUGUUUAGAGAAGGAGAACCAAACUGGACUCACUUAUCAAGCGACACUGCCAAAGGAUUGCCUAAAGCAAGAGGAGACGGGAGGGAGGAAGAGGAGGAAUGAACCAAGUAAUAAAGAAGCUGUCUGUCUCCAGUGUGUGCCGGCGCACACAGAAAGUACCUUGGCCUGAUGGGGCCAUGCUGAGACUAUCCAUCCUCUUGUCUCUAGUUUAAAAGAACAAAUUAGAAUCUGGAAUAUUUGUCCUCUAAAGCUUAGCAAUAUUCACAUGAGGAUUCUUAAAUGUCAUUUGUCCACUAAAAGACAAUUUUGCCCAUUUAUAGAAUCGAAGGUUAAAAGGUGCAUAUGUCUGUAGGUAAAUACCUGGAGGUUUGUGGAAAUACACUUAUUUACCGGACCCUACAGCAGUCGGCUCCAUAUGAGUUCACUGUUCAGCUUGGUGUGAGGGAGACAAAGACAGCUUCAUGUUCUUGCCUCCGUUCUGGUAAAAAAAGAAAAGGCUGUUCAGCAGUAGACUAUAGCCGUCUACAACAAGGGCAUGACAGUAAAGCCUCUAGAUAUUUUUCCAGGGUAUGCUGAUAUUUUCUUAGAAAAGCUGCACAAAUUGGUGCAGCUGAAGACUGAAAAUGACAUUUAAGAAACUUCAUAUCCUGUGCUACACUGGCGGUCAUGUAUUGCAUUGGCUGCAUUUUGUGAAACAUUGAACAAUCCCUACAGUGUCAAUUAUAAAUUUAUCUGUUGAGAUGACAUGGCUGUGAAACUUAUGAGUCGGAGAGGUGUCGUGACGUCGACAUGUGCUCCAGAUCCAGGGGUGUCUGCGCAGGGCCGCCCCGCUGUCAGAAGCUGAUCCAGGGAGGGAGAAGACCAGUCCUACUACCGUUGCUGUCCACUGAUGAUAACACAACACAGUGAUGCAACGCCAGUGGAUGUCCUCAUGUUCAAAACUGUCAUUAGGCAUAUUUAAAACGUCUUUGAGUUCGAUGAAAAGCACUAUAUAAAAUUAAUGCAUUAUUAUUAUAUGCUUCUUGGAUCUCAUGAAAUCAGUGUGUAAUAAUUGUAACUUGUAACACAGGAUGUUUAAAUGUUGGACAGUGGACAGGGAUAUUCAUGAACAUGAGGGUGUGUAACUUCUGCCAUCACUGUGACUUGUGGGUGUGCAGAUCAGUGGCCCAGUCUGCAUAUGUGACAGGGUUAAGUUGUACAGUGAAAGUAAGACUAGCAAUCGUGUUCCCAUAACGAUUUCAUUGUUGCUAUGGUGACAUUUUGCUGGUGUAUUGGGCAAGACUUGUACCUGAUUAAAGUAAUGGUGAAUGGAA